This is a messenger RNA of Mollisia scopiformis, 1022 nucleotides long. RefSeq names its product APH-domain-containing protein. The transcript has 3 exons. The coding region runs from base 1 to 957 and encodes 318 amino acids. The record is from RefSeq and is a predicted model, not a curated record. Lineage: Eukaryota; Fungi; Ascomycota; Leotiomycetes; Helotiales; Mollisiaceae.
AUGCGCCUCGCCAACCCCGAUGCAGAGGGAAUGAACUCAAAAAACCGGAUUGAAAAUGAAGUGGCUCUCGCCUCUACCGCUCUUAGUGCCUUCGAGCCACAUGUGGUCCCUUCCGUAUAUGGUUGGGGUAGUGCAGCUGGCGAGUCUUCACAAGGCUGGAUCCUCCAAGAGCUGAUGCCAGGCACACCCGUGGAUGAGGCAUUCGGCACCAUGAGUUUUCCGCAAAAGAAACAAAUCUUUGCACAGAUGGCUAAGUUGCUGAACACUUUGCAAGCCUAUCAGCUGCCUGAGAGUAUUACGGGUUUUGGGGCUUCAUUCAAGGGUCGACUCGAAGUGGCACUCAAGAAUGCAGACGGCAAUCCCUAUAUCCAAGGAUGGCGUACCAACGGCGUAAUGGGGCGUCUCGAUGCCUUUGUUGAGCGCGGCAUUCCAGCCCAGUUUGAGUCCCUGACCUCGAAGCAAGACAAAGUUAUCGUACAUGCUGAUUUUACCACCAACAAUCUACUAUUUGAUGCUAAGUCAGGGCGUAUAACUGCCUUGAUUGACUACGACUUCGCAUGCGUUUCGCAUCCUUCUUACGAAUUCCUUCGCUCCUUCGACGGCGCUGGUGGUCAGUUUCGGGGUUGGUCUGGCGACGAAGCUAGCGACCAGACGGCACUCAGGGAUGCAAAGCUCCAUGGGUUUCCGUCACCCCUCUCGCAAGCUACUCAAGAUGGAGUCGAGUGGGAUGUUGCAAAAGCCUGGGAAGAUGAGCUAGAGAAGCUAGACACAAAGCGGCCAAAAACAAUCGAGGGGAUUGACAAGGUGGCAGACGUUGACGCUAUCCUUCGAACAAUUUUGCCUUGGCGUAUCACCAAUUCGGACAUCGUACGGCUACAGCAAGAAGAAGUUAUCAUGCAGUGCAGGAACGAUAAUGAAGCACAGUUGAUCAGGAUUUUGAAUCGCUUAGGAUUCUAGAUAGACUUGACAACCCCACUUUCGUUAAAAGAAUUCAAGGUCUAAUAAAUAUACUUGGUUAACAC